This is a messenger RNA of Dipodomys spectabilis (banner-tailed kangaroo rat), 7357 nucleotides long. Its product is annotated as protein argonaute-1. The transcript has 19 exons. The coding region runs from base 160 to 2742 and encodes 860 amino acids. NCBI's taxonomy places the organism in Eukaryota, Metazoa, Chordata, Mammalia, Rodentia, Heteromyidae. The record is from RefSeq and is a predicted model, not a curated record. Gene Ontology annotation, molecular function: RNA binding; protein binding.
GGCAACGGAGGCUGCGGGGGCGCCGGCGCGAGCGGCCGGGCUUGGGGGUGUAGCCGAGCCCGGCCCGGGAGCCCGAACUGCGAGAGAGCGGGGGAGCUAGGCCCCUCACGCUGGACUCCACCGUCUCCAGGCCGCCUGACCCCCGCACGGGUAUAUGGGAUGGAAGCGGGACCCUCGGGAGCAGCUGCGGGCGCCUACCUGCCCCCCUUGCAGCAGGUGUUCCAGGCACCACGUCGCCCUGGCAUUGGCACUGUGGGAAAACCAAUCAAACUUCUGGCCAAUUACUUUGAGGUGGACAUUCCUAAGAUUGACGUUUACCACUAUGAAGUGGACAUCAAGCCAGACAAGUGUCCCCGAAGAGUCAACCGGGAAGUGGUGGAAUACAUGGUCCAGCAUUUCAAGCCUCAGAUCUUUGGUGAUCGCAAGCCUGUGUAUGAUGGAAAGAAGAACAUUUACACUGUCACAGCAUUGCCUAUUGGCAACGAACGGGUCGACUUUGAGGUGACAAUUCCUGGGGAAGGGAAGGAUCGGAUUUUUAAGGUCUCCAUCAAGUGGCUAGCCAUUGUGAGCUGGCGCAUGCUGCAUGAGGCCCUGGUCAGUGGACAGAUCCCUGUUCCCCUGGAGUCUGUGCAAGCCCUGGAUGUGGCCAUGAGGCACCUGGCAUCCAUGAGGUACACCCCUGUGGGCCGCUCCUUCUUCUCACCGCCUGAGGGCUACUACCACCCGCUGGGGGGUGGGCGCGAGGUCUGGUUCGGCUUUCACCAGUCUGUGCGCCCUGCCAUGUGGAAGAUGAUGCUCAACAUUGAUGUCUCAGCCACUGCCUUCUAUAAGGCACAACCAGUGAUUGAAUUCAUGUGUGAGGUACUGGACAUCAGGAACAUAGAUGAGCAACCCAAGCCCCUCACAGACUCCCAGCGUGUUCGCUUUACCAAGGAGAUCAAGGGCCUAAAGGUGGAAGUGACGCACUGUGGACAGAUGAAGAGGAAAUACCGUGUGUGUAAUGUUACCCGACGCCCCGCUAGCCAUCAGACGUUUCCUUUGCAGUUGGAGAGUGGACAGACAGUAGAGUGCACUGUGGCACAAUAUUUCAAACAGAAAUAUAAUCUUCAGCUCAAGUAUCCCCACCUGCCCUGCCUGCAAGUUGGCCAGGAACAAAAGCAUACCUAUCUCCCACUAGAGGUCUGUAACAUAGUGGCUGGACAACGCUGCAUUAAGAAGCUGACAGACAACCAGACUUCAACUAUGAUAAAGGCUACAGCUAGGUCGGCACCAGACAGACAGGAGGAAAUCAGUCGCCUGAUGAAGAAUGCCAGCUACAAUCUGGAUCCCUAUAUCCAAGAAUUUGGAAUCAAAGUGAAGGAUGACAUGACGGAGGUGACAGGGCGAGUGCUGCCGGCGCCCAUCUUGCAGUACGGCGGCCGGGUGAGCAGGAACCGGGCCAUUGCCACACCCAACCAAGGUGUCUGGGACAUGCGUGGGAAACAGUUCUACAAUGGUAUUGAGAUCAAAGUCUGGGCCAUCGCCUGCUUCGCACCCCAAAAACAAUGUCGAGAAGAGGUGCUCAAGAACUUCACAGACCAGCUUCGGAAGAUUUCCAAGGAUGCAGGGAUGCCCAUCCAGGGUCAGCCUUGUUUCUGCAAAUAUGCACAGGGGGCAGACAGUGUGGAGCCCAUGUUCCGGCAUCUCAAGAACACCUACUCAGGGCUGCAGCUCAUUAUCGUCAUCUUACCUGGGAAGACGCCAGUGUAUGCUGAGGUGAAACGUGUUGGAGAUACACUCUUGGGAAUGGCAACACAGUGUGUGCAGGUGAAGAACGUGGUCAAGACCUCACCUCAGACUUUGUCCAAUCUCUGCCUCAAGAUUAAUGUGAAACUUGGUGGCAUUAACAACAUCCUAGUCCCACACCAGCGCUCUGCUGUCUUUCAACAGCCAGUGAUUUUCCUGGGAGCAGAUGUUACACACCCCCCAGCAGGGGAUGGGAAAAAACCUUCUAUCACAGCAGUGGUAGGCAGUAUGGAUGCCCACCCCAGCCGAUACUGUGCAACUGUGAGGGUACAGCGACCACGGCAGGAAAUUAUUGAAGACUUAUCCUAUAUGGUGCGUGAGCUGCUCAUCCAGUUCUACAAGUCCACACGCUUCAAGCCUACUCGCAUCAUCUUCUACCGAGAUGGGGUCCCUGAAGGCCAGCUCCCCCAGAUCCUCCACUAUGAGCUGCUUGCCAUUCGUGAUGCCUGCAUCAAACUGGAAAAGGACUACCAGCCUGGGAUCACUUACAUUGUGGUGCAGAAACGCCAUCAUACCCGACUUUUUUGUGCUGACAAGAAUGAGCGAAUUGGGAAGAGUGGAAACAUCCCAGCUGGGACCACUGUGGAUACCAACAUCACCCACCCAUUUGAGUUUGACUUCUACCUGUGCAGCCAUGCAGGCAUUCAGGGCACCAGCCGACCAUCCCAUUACUAUGUCCUUUGGGAUGAUAACCGUUUCACAGCAGAUGAGCUCCAGAUCCUGACGUACCAGCUGUGCCACACUUAUGUUAGAUGCACACGUUCUGUUUCUAUCCCAGCACCUGCCUACUAUGCCCGCCUGGUGGCUUUCCGGGCACGGUACCACUUGGUCGACAAGGAGCAUGAUAGUGGAGAGGGGAGCCACAUAUCUGGGCAGAGCAAUGGGCGGGAUCCCCAGGCCCUGGCCAAAGCUGUACAGGUUCACCAGGAUACUCUGCGCACCAUGUACUUCGCUUGAAGGCAGAACGCUGUUACCUCACUGGAUAGAAGAAAGCUUUCCAAGUCCCAGGAGCUGUGCUGCCCAAAUCCAGAGGAAGCAAGGAGGAGGGAGGUUAGGUAGAGAGGAGUGUAGGAGGCCUUGUUUUUCUCUACAGAAGGGGUGGAGGGGUGGGGAACAGGGCCAGCAAGAGACCACCAGCCGGAAAUCUCUGAUACCAACCUCAUAUCCUCCUGCAUCCCUCACCCUAUUUUGUCACAUCUGGCCCUGAUCCCAUUGGACCAAGAUGGGCAGCACUGGCGCCCACCAUACUCACAGGUGUCUCAUGUGACUCACAGUGCUAAAGACUCAUGCUUAACAGCUUGUUAAGGUCGGCUCUGAAGCCCUGUGGACAGAAGCUGGUAGGAUUGGGUUUGAUACUUUAGAUGGGAAAGUGAGGGGCUUGAGAAUGUGGGUGGGAGGAGGGAAGGAUUUUUUUAGGAGCCUUAAUCAGAAAAAGGUCUAGAUUUGUUUAAGAAGAAAAAUGAAAUCAGACCCAGAUCAAUAUUUUAGGAUACUAGAUGUUUUCAUGGGUUCAGAAUCCAGUUUGUAGGAAGAUUUUUAAUGCUAAUGGUUUUGGUUGUUCUUCCCUCAGCUACCCACCCUCAAUCCCUGCCCACUGCCUUUUGCCCUUAUUCUCUCAUAUUUCCUACCCCAUCUUACAUCUCAUCCCUGACAGAGAUCCAGCCCCCUAGUAACACUUAAGGCACUAUGGCACUUAGCUCUGAAGUGACACGACCCUGUCUUCCUUCCGCCUGCUGGUGGGUAACCAGUGCCUUCCCUGUAAUGGUAAUGCUGCAGAACUGCAACCUUUUGUACCUUUCUUUGUGGGACUGGGUGGUGGGGGUGGGAGAAGGAGGUAGGUGGGAAACAGAUAUCCCAACCCAAAAAGCCUCCAGCCAGAAUGCCAGCUAUUUUCCAUUUGAAGGAUUGACUUCCAUACUCAUUGAGCUUUUAAAAAGAUCGCAACCUCACGAUGGUUAGAAUCCAUUGACAUUUGCACUUUCAGACAUGACAAGUCUCGGAGCUGCUGAGAUGACUGGCCCCUGGCCUUUUCACUUAUACUUCCCUCUUUUCCAUACCCCCAUUCCUUCCACCCUGCCUGGUCUGGAGUUACUUUCAUACAGCAUUUCUCACUCCUGGCUUUUUUCCCCCUAAUCGUCAUAUCUCUUAUGUUUCAAUAUUUCUUAACUGGGGUGUCUUAUAACAGAAGAUCUUUAGGUCUAAAAUGCGAAAAAAGAAAAUGAAAUGUUAUUUUUAUACCAUAACUUGAGUCUAUUGCCAAAAUCUGGAAAUUCCUCCCAUGCCUGAUGAGUUUACAUCCUGGAAACAUUGAGCCAUCGGAAGGAACUAUGUAUCUGACUUGUUCUCUGGCCUGGCUAGGUAGGGGUGGUUAUUUUCCCCAAAGUGAGGCUCAGGCUCUGUUCUUCCUCUGUGCAAAUAAUACCUUUUUCUUGCUACAGGCUUCCUCCUCUGCACUGUCCUGCACUCUUUCCUGCAAGUGUAUCUUCCCUUUCUCUGGACUGGACUGUCCUUUGACCCUUGGAUUCAUCCCAGAUUCUAGCAUGUCCUGUGGACAGGCUGGGGAAUUUUGCUGCUCCCUUUGCUUCUGUUUACACAAAUGAAUUUUUCCUGGUUUCCCACUAGGGCAUGUGAGUGGGUGGCAUGGGCUUUUUUUUUUUCCCCCCCUUUGAGAUAAAGGGUUUGGCUGGCUUACAGGACUGGAGAAGAAGGAGGUUCUUGCUUAGUCUCUGUUGGCAGUUGAGAGAAGGCUCUCUCUUUCUCCUGUACAACUGCUUGGAAUGGGAAGGUUCAGUUUCAGUAUGCAAAUUCUUCUUUUUGAGGAGCCUGGGCUUGGUUUUUCCCUCUCUGGUGAUGAAGCCAUGAUACUAUAGCUCUAGUCCAAGAUUGGCCAGUCAGCUGGAGGAAGGAAGGUCUGAAUCCUGGCCUGUAGAGUUAAAGCAACCUUUUUUCUCUUCCCAGCAGCCUUUGUACAGACCCAGAUUUGCUAUGCAAAACAAUCUACUCUAGGUUCUGUUCUAGUUGGCUACAUUGUUCAGUAACUUCACAAAAAGGUAACGCAAAUAUUCCUUAUGAAGAAAGCAACAGGACUGUUGAGUAACUCCUCCUGUACAUUUUUCUGCUGGCUAUAGAAUGGGUUGUCCAAUGGGCACAAGCCCAGUGAAAAACAGAGUGGAAGGUCCUGGGAGGAGGCAGCUCACUGGAGAGCCUACAUUCCUUACACAAGUGCCUAAAGAGAGUGAUGCUAACACUCCAUAUGCCCUCUGUCCAUCGCCUUCAUAUACAGUCUACUUCAUGUUCUGUCACCCUUUGGGGAGGAAGCUCUCCUAGGACAAUGGGCUCUCAUGUAAUCUACUACAUUGGGUACAUUUUGGGGCUAGGACAAGGGCAUUAUUCCUGGAGGGUCCAGUCAUUCACCAGCAUUUGCAAAUGCCCGUAGGGAACAGAUGGAAGUCACUAUUCUCAGCAACAAGUUUGUGUUCUUUCCUUUCUCUUUGCCUCACUCUCUCCAUUGGGCUUUGAGCUGGGGCUUGAAAGGCAUUUCUAGUCCUUUGGCAUCACAUGUGCCAUUCAAGAAAUAAAAGCAAGAGAAUGAGCUUGGAUAAUGAUGAGAAAAUAAUUUUCUGCUCUUAGUUUUAGGAAAAAAAAGACAAAUCCAUGAUUGUGUUAUUUAUUCUUGUUUGAAAGGUGGCACAUAUACAAGGUGUUGGUAGUAAGCUUUAGCUAGCUUGGAUUUGGUUGCGGUAGCAGUGCUUCUUACUAAGUUCUGAGGAAGUACUGGGAGGACCCCAGCCUUAUCCUCAUAGGUCUCUUGCUCCCUUUUUCCCACUGUUUUUAAUAUCCCUUUCCUCUUUCUUUCCUUGGCUGUCUCCCCCUGCCCCCUAUUGACUCAACUUGGUUGCUGGCUGGCCUGUAUGCCUGUCUGUCUGCCCAUGUGAUGAAUUCUCUGCAUGACCUGCAAUGAUCCUACUGUUAACUGGCAAGGUCAGGCUAAGCACCUUGACUGCAUAAGACCAAGAACCUGUUCCCCAUGCCCAGUAGUAUUAGUUGAACUUUCCUCAAGCUUACACUAUAGAGCAGCAGACUUGCUUGGCUUCUGGGAGUUUGCACACCUAACCAUUCCUUGGAGUUAGUUUCUCAUUGCUUUUUCUGCUUCCUUUUCUCUCUGCUCUAGGACCUUCCUUUGCUAAGGAUGACCUAGGGUCAAGCUUUUUGAUUAUUCUGAGUUGGGGGUUAGAGAAUGGAAAUAGAGGGAAAAGUGAGAAGAAAAAAAAAGAAUGGAUAGAGUUUGGGAAAGGAGAACACUGCUUUUUUGUUUUUUCUAGUUCAGCAUGACCCAUUGGUUGAGGUGCUACUGCUGGCUACGAUAGCCUUGGAGCUAUUGUUGCCACGAACUUAGGCUUAGAAUGAGGCUGAAGAAAAAGAUGCCUACAAGUUUGAAAGCUUCCUAAAAAUCUACUAGUUUCCACCUGUUAGAUAUCUCCUUAAUAGCCUCCUUGUUGGCUGAGCAACAGUGUUUUUUUCUGUCCAGAAUUAUAUGAAUAAUGCCAGUACACAUGAUGGACACAAAGAGGACACUUCUUGGCUGACUCAUUAGAUAACUGCAAGGCUGGUAGGACUGUAUUUCAGACUUGGCAUCAUGUAUAACAGAGAAGAAUGGAAGUUCCUUCUCUUCCGGGGCAGAAAAUUCAUCUUAAGUGAGCCAAAAAGCAGUUUUAGAAACUAUAUUGAAGAAAGUUGUUUUUAUUUAUUUACUGGGCUUAGGCCAAUUUAGGAUGGUAGCUAAGAUGCCUUCCUUCUUGAAGUCUGAUCAGGGCAGGGAUAUGGCAGGGCACUCUUUCCUACUUAGCCUUUUAAGCGGAUUGGAGAAGAGGGAUUCUCUGGUUUUCUCUUUUCCCCCACUCACUAGGACUUGCCUUCUCCCUGGGCUGGGAGCUAGGCUGGGUUGGUGCUCUCCCCUUACUCUACUCCUACUGACUUCGAACCUCUGGCUGCUGUUUGGAAGCCCAAGAAAAGGAGUGAAAGGAAUGGGCUCAAAACAGAUUAAUAUAGGGAAGGCAGAUUUUCUCUUUGAAAAGGAAAAUAGGAAACUCUCCAAGAAUUGUGCAAGUAAAGACAAUUUGUCCCAAUGCACUGAGUCCCCUAGUGUAGUAGCAAUAAGGUAAAAUGAAAUGACUUUCCUGUGCACACAGUCCAAACUGACUGGUGUUUGAUGUUGCACUUAGCCUUGUGUCAGGCACGUGUGACUACUCUGGGUUUCACUUUAGUUUCUAAACUUUUUAUCCCUCUCAAGUGCAGCAUGGAUGGGGAAAUGUCCCUAGAGCCCCACAGCUGUGUACUUGUUUGCAUUUGUUUCCCUUUGAGACUUGUAUUUGUGUCCUGCUUUGAGCUGUACCUUGUCCAGUCCAUUGUGAAGUUAUUCCAGCAGCUGUAAUGUACAGUUCCUUCUGAAGCAAGCAACAGCAGCAGCACAAUUCUGUUUUAUAAAGACAACAGUGGCUUCUAUUUCUAAAGUGCGGUCUCUCUCUCUUUUUUUUCUCCCUACUGGCAAAAUAAACUAUUGGGAUUAAUUAUA